Molecule: messenger RNA, 2924 nt
Organism: Bubalus bubalis (water buffalo)
Lineage: Eukaryota; Metazoa; Chordata; Mammalia; Artiodactyla; Bovidae
Gene: PPP1CB
Product: protein phosphatase 1 catalytic subunit beta
Exons: 9
Coding region: 244-1227 (327 amino acids)
Biological process (GO): regulation of circadian rhythm; circadian regulation of gene expression
Cellular component (GO): cytoplasm; nucleus
Molecular function (GO): protein serine/threonine phosphatase activity
Source: RefSeq, a predicted model, not a curated record
GUGGCGGGGCCGGGCGGUGUGGAGUGAGUGGCGCUGCGGGUGGGGCCGUCGGCGGCGCUGGUGAGCUUUGCGGAGUUGGGCGGUGCCGAGGAGGAGGAGGAGGAGGAGGAGGAGGUGGCGGCGGCGGCGGCGGCGGUUGGGUCUGACGCGGCCCGGUGAGGGCACGCCGAGCGGUCGCCGCAGACUCCGCCGCCGAGAAGCCCUUGUUCCCGCUGCCGGGAAGGAGCGUCUGGUGCCGACAAGAUGGCGGACGGGGAGCUGAACGUGGACAGUCUUAUUACCCGACUGCUGGAGGUACGAGGAUGUCGUCCAGGAAAGAUUGUACAGAUGACUGAAGCAGAAGUUCGGGGCUUAUGUAUCAAGUCUCGGGAGAUCUUUCUCAGCCAGCCUAUUCUUUUGGAAUUGGAAGCACCACUGAAAAUCUGUGGAGAUAUUCAUGGACAGUAUACAGAUUUACUGCGAUUAUUUGAAUAUGGGGGUUUCCCCCCAGAAGCCAACUAUCUUUUCUUAGGAGAUUAUGUGGACAGAGGAAAGCAGUCUUUGGAAACAAUCUGCUUGCUAUUGGCUUAUAAAAUCAAAUACCCAGAAAACUUUUUUCUCUUAAGAGGAAACCAUGAGUGUGCUAGCAUCAAUCGCAUUUAUGGAUUCUAUGAUGAAUGCAAACGAAGAUUUAAUAUUAAGUUGUGGAAGACCUUCACUGAUUGUUUCAACUGUCUGCCUAUAGCUGCCAUUGUGGAUGAGAAGAUCUUCUGUUGUCAUGGAGGACUGUCACCAGACCUGCAAUCUAUGGAGCAGAUACGGAGAAUUAUGAGACCCACUGAUGUCCCUGAUACAGGUUUGCUCUGUGAUUUGCUGUGGUCUGACCCAGAUAAGGAUGUGCAAGGGUGGGGAGAAAAUGAUCGUGGUGUUUCCUUCACUUUUGGAGCUGAUGUAGUCAGUAAAUUUCUGAAUCGUCAUGAUUUAGACUUGAUUUGUCGAGCUCAUCAGGUUGUGGAAGAUGGAUAUGAAUUCUUUGCUAAGCGACAACUGGUAACCCUGUUUUCAGCCCCAAAUUACUGUGGCGAGUUUGAUAAUGCUGGUGGAAUGAUGAGUGUGGAUGAAACUUUGAUGUGUUCAUUUCAGAUUUUGAAACCAUCUGAAAAGAAAGCUAAGUACCAAUAUGGUGGACUGAAUUCAGGACGUCCUGUCACUCCACCUCGAACAGCUAAUCCACCGAAGAAAAGGUGAAGAAAGGAACUCUGUAAAGAAACCAUCAGAUUUGUUAAGGACAUACUUCAUAAUCUUUAAGUGUGCACUGUAAAACCAUCCAGCCAUUUGACACCCUUUAUGAUGUCACACCUUUAACUUAAGGAGACGGGUAAAGGAUCUUAAAUUUUUUUCUAAUAGAAAGAUGUGCUACACUGUAUUGUAAUAAGUAUACUCUGUUAUAAUAUUCAACAAAGUUAAAUCCAAAUUCAGAAUUACCCAUUAAAGUUACAUCUUCACGUAUCACAGUUUUUAAAGCUGAAAAGCAUCCCAGUUAAACUAGAUGUGAUAGUUAAACCAGACGAAAGCAUGAUGAUCCAUCUGUGUAAUGUGGUUUUAGUGUUGCUUGGUUGUUUAAUUAUUUUGGACUUGUUUUGUUUUUGUUUGUUUGUUUUUGCUGAAAUAAUGGCAAAUUCUUUAAAUUUUUUCCCCAAACAUUUUAAAAAGUGCAAUGUGGGAAGAUUUUUGAAGACAUUCAUCAACUAUUAAUUUUCCAUUGCUUAUUUACUUAUGUACCUGUUUGAUCUUACUAAGAAAAUUUAUGCCUCAUUACAGUAAAAAGGAAUUUAGAGAUAUUUUUUAAAAUAUGCAAAUGUCCAAUUGAGUGAUUUAAUCAGUUUGGGCAACUGUUACAGCUGAUAGUGAAUAUUUUGCUUCAUACAGAAAUUGCCACUGAUUUGAGUUUGUGCACUCUAAUUUUAACUUAUUGAUGCUCUAUUGUGCAGUAGCAUUUCAUUUAACUUUAAGAUAAGGCUCAUUUAGUAUACCCAACUAGUUGGUAAUGUGAUUAUGUGGUACCUUGGCUUUAGGUUUUAAUUCGCACGAAACACCUUUUUGGCAUGCUUAACUUUCUGGUAACACCCUCACCUGCAUUGGUUUUGUUUUUUGGGUUUUUUUUUGUUCUUGUUUUUUGUUUUUAGAUCCACAGAACAUGAGAAUCCUUUUUUGACAAGCCUUGGAAAGCUGACACUAUUUUUUCUCCCUCUGUACGAAGGAUGUAUUUAUAUGAAUGCUGGUCAGUGGGUCAUUUGUCAACCAUGGAUAUUGGGUGCUUGACUGUCUAAUAUUGCCAUGUGAAUGUUGUAUACGAUUGUAAGGCUUAUGUCACUAAAGAUUUUUAUUCUGAUUUUUCAUGAUCGAAAUUCAUAUGAUAUUGUAUAGACAUGCUUUGUAGUGAACUAUAGUAGCAAUAAUUUCUGUACAUGAUCAAGGGUUUAUUGCAGCCUUUCUUUUCCUGUUCUCUUUUUUUUAAGGGUAGUAUUAACAAAUGACAGGAGUAGAAGAGUCAACAUAAAGAAUUUAGGAGAACUUACAGGACACCGAUUUAUAAUUCUUUGGGUGCAACACUUUUGGAUGUGAUUCUAAAAGCUAUUAUUGAGCAUUGUCAAAUUUGUAAGCUUCAUAGGGAUGGACAUCAUAUUUAUAAAUGCCCUCCUAUAAGUGCUACCAUAGAUGUGAAAUUCUUGACCUUAAUAUCGUCUUUGAAAAUGUAAAUUGAGAAUUCUAGUAAUUUAAAUCUUAAGAAUUGGCGUAUUGUAUUACUGCAGGAGAUUUGAUUUUCAGCGCAGUGCAAAGUUCAAUCAAAUGCAUAUGUCUUUUUUUUUUCUAAUUCCAUUUUGUUUUAAAGCACAUUUUAAAUGUAGUUUUCUCAUUAGUAAAAGUUGUCUAAUUGAUAUGAA